Messenger RNA from Galendromus occidentalis (western predatory mite), 1908 nucleotides. RefSeq names its product transforming growth factor-beta-induced protein ig-h3. Gene Ontology annotation, biological process: extracellular matrix organization; cell adhesion. Gene Ontology annotation, molecular function: cell adhesion molecule binding. The transcript is spliced from 11 exons. Gene Ontology annotation, cellular component: extracellular matrix. Lineage: Eukaryota; Metazoa; Arthropoda; Arachnida; Mesostigmata; Phytoseiidae. The record is from RefSeq and is a predicted model, not a curated record.
AUGAAGCUCGUGAUAUUUCUCGCCGGUAUCGUAUUCGUCCAAGCUGCCGGGAAGCGUUAUGUUCUCAGAAGGCUACAUGGAUCUCGUAAUGCGACGCUAGCUCGACUCCCCAUAGAUACGUUCGCGAAGAGAGCAGGCUCGAAUACUUGCGCCGUGGAAUACGUUCCGAAGCUGGGCAGAACCUACCACACAGACUCCACAACUUGGCUGCAUCGUGACGUAUGCGGAUAUCCCACCCACGUUCAGUAUGAAUGCUGCGAGGGCUACACGUCCGUCUAUGGCAGUGCGGAAUGCUCCGCGGUCUUGGCCUUGAAGGACGUGCUCAAAACAGCGAGUCGGAUGGGUGCGGGCUUAUUCGUCGAAAUUCUCAAACGAUCGACGACAGCCCUGGACGCCGUGAAUCGAGCAGCUAAGGACGGGACAGUCACGAUAUUUGCUCCAUUAGACGGAGCCAUACGGAGUUUGACUUCUCAGGAGCGCUACGCUUUUGAGAGAAAUCUCCAUCGAAAUCUGCUGUACCACGUGAUCCCAAGACGAGUUCACAUCAAGGACCUUCCCGACGGAGAUUCGGAUUUCAAAACACUCGAUGGAUAUGAGACUCUAUUGAAAAUUUCACGCUUCCGCAAUCAGGUCAACACUGUCAACUGCCGAUUGAUUACUCGGAGAGAUCACAGAGCGACCGACGGCGUUGUGCACGUCAUCGACGGUGUCCUACGACCCCCCAGAAAAAACAAUUCCUUCCAAAACGUGACUGACCGAGAUUUCCGCUCAUUCUCCUCAGAGCUGCUGCAACUGCAUAUUGUACCCCACUCUAUGUGCUCACCAGCUGUUGUGGAACGUCACAGCGUCCGUACCGUAGGAGGUGCGGAGAUUGUUAUCGGCUGUGACGGAACCGACGUGACUGUUAAUGGCCAGGAGAGUCGUUUUCUCCAGGAUUAUCGUUUUGCCAACAACGGUUUCCUUUCCGCCGUAAAUAAGGUGUUGGUACCUAACCAGGUGAAAACGGUUUGGGAUCUGAUGAAACGCAAGGAUCUCUCGCUGUUCGCCGACUUGGUCCGUCGGCACGGCUUGCAGCACUAUCUCAGAGAUUCAACCGUAACGCUGUUCGCGCCAGACAACGAGGCCAUCAGAUGGUGGGCGAGGGUCAAUCCGGAUGGUUUGGAUGACCACUUGGUGCCCGUCUCGGUGGACCGGGAUUUCAUCUCUAACCACAUUGUCUUCGGGAAGUCAAUCACGACUUCUGAGUUCGUCGAUGGUAAAGCGUUAUACUCGAUUGAAGGGCAUUCUAUCAUCAGAAUGAAAGUGGCGCGCAAGUGGUACGGCGUGGAUUUAGCGAAGAUUACCGACGCUGACAUCGAAGGAUCGAACGGUGCUUUGCACGUCAUCGAUCGCGUGCUCAGUCCUCGAAAGGUGCAUCUUUCAGAAUGGCUCGACAGGGAUGAAAACGGCGGGUAAGCACAUGGGAAGUUCGGGAGGUUGAUUCGACGAACUCGUGCCGUCAUGGAGGAACUCAGUCAUCUGUCGAAAGCGAAUGCUUCGGUGACGAUAUUCGCGCCGGAAGAUGGAGCUUUCGAAGGUUUCGACGAAGACGAGGAAUUGCCGACUCCUGAGAAGUUGGAAAACUUCGUAAGGGGUCAUAUCGUCCACAAUGACAUUCCUCUCGGCACAAUGACUCCGAACUCCACGUAUUUGCUCACGUCUGAAGCUAAGCACUCUCUUCACGUCGUAAGCAAGCCCACGGCUCUCACUGUCAACGGGGCGAAGAUCGUAAAGGCUGACGACCUGUUCGCGGACGGUCUCAUGCAUAGGGUGGACCAGAUGUUCGUGAAACCUGAUCCCAGGGCCAGCAGCCAAGUCAAGCGGCUCAAUUCGCAGAGACGUCGAGCCGCGGACGCAAGGCGGCUCUAA